Messenger RNA from Hipposideros armiger (great roundleaf bat), 7068 nucleotides. It is a transcript of the gene FAM186A, whose product is annotated as family with sequence similarity 186 member A. The record is from RefSeq and is a predicted model, not a curated record. The annotation marks the transcript as partial. The transcript is spliced from 11 exons. NCBI's taxonomy places the organism in Eukaryota, Metazoa, Chordata, Mammalia, Chiroptera, Hipposideridae.
AUCAAAAUGCGGAAUACGAGAGAUGGCGAAUCUGAAUCAGAAAAUGAAGUUAUAGAUUCCACCAUCAUGUCCAGAAUAGCCCUAAGUAAAUCAAUGAUCCCUAAGCUUGAGACCCCAGUCACAGUACAGCAAGUCAUCUCUAAGAUUGAGGGAGCACAACUCUUUCGAGCCAGACAGGAUGUUAGUAUGCAGCUCAGUGAUAUAAUGCAAAGUGUGCAGCGGAUAAUCACUCGCUACACUGUUGAUGAGACCCUGCACUCUAGAAGGAAAAUCUCCUUUACAGAAUAUAAGAGACGGAGAAUGAAUUUACUGGAGAAAAUAACUGCUCAUGCUAAUUCAACUGAAAUUAAAGAAAAUACUCUUGUCCAUAUCCUGGCAUGGUUGGAAGAAUGGAAUGGCAUUUUGUCUGAGAUGACUGCAGUUGAUGUCGAUGAACACCACCGCUGGAUAGCACAAUUGGAGAUUUUACCAGAAACGUUCAGAGCCAUUGAGAGCAAUGUCAACAUACUGAUUAGAAUUAGUAGCUCUUUGCUCCAAGAAAAGAAGAAACAAAAGAAAAAAAUAACAUCUAGAGGUAUUCUUUGGAAAUCUUGGAAAGAAAGAGUUAUAAAGCGACCUGCAACAGCCAAUGCUUUAAGACCAGAUCAGAUGAUUAGUGAUGAAUUUGCAAGAAAUAUAAAGGUUUCAGAAAUCCAAGGUAUGCUACAGGAACUCAUAGAUACUGCAAUGUUCAAUAAAUUGGAAAACAGUGCUAUUAAAUAUAUAUCAUCAACAAUAGUAAACCUUUCUAAAGCACUGAGUGCACUAAAGGAUGAAGUAAAUCUUAUUGACUUCCAAAGUGCCAAUGUGUAUAUAUAUGAGACCAAUAAAAGAGAAAAAGAGCUCUCCCUGAAGAUAAUACAAGAUCUCAGUGAAAAAAAUGUAAUGCUUCAGCAGAAACUUCAAUAUGCAGAAGAAAAAUGUGAGCAACUUAUUCGAUCCAAAGUAUCUACAGCGAUACCCACAUCACCCUUGAACAUAUUAUCUGAGCUUUCUAUACAAUCGUCCAUGGCCAUUAGCAAAGCUGAUAAAGAAGACAUUAUGGACAGUAUUUUGGCUAAACAAUUAGAAAAUAUUAUAGAUGAGACCCCCAGAAAAGGGACCAAAGUCUCAGGGAUCAAGUGGGACUCAGCUAUUUCAUAUACAGCCCAAGUUGAAAUGACUCCAGAUUUAAUUGAACAGCGAUCCCCUUUACCUGGGAAAAAAAAGAAAACAUCUUCUAAAGAUAUCACUGAAGAUAAGGUAUUACUGAAGAAAGAUGGCAUCUAUCAGAAAGAUGGGACUGACCAGUAUCAAUCACAGAAAAGAAGGCGUACAAAAGGACCACAUGUGUGGGAGACUUCUGUAUCAAGUCUGAGUGGAGAUAAAGGUAAACAGAUAGUCUCAGAGCCCAAAGCUGAUUACCAGUUUGAGCUACAAGCACUGGAAAAGAAGAGUAAAGAAAGAAAAUCCUUUUCUGAAGCCAAAUCAAAGUCAUCCACUGAGUCAAAAGAUCAACGUGUAUCUGCUGAUUUCCCUUCUACUGACACAAAGAGCCAAGGUGGCAAAAGUGGAACAAGUAGUAUGUGGGAACAAGCCAGGAAGGUCAAACUUGAAUAUUUACUUGGGAAACGCCAAAUUUCUUCAGAGAAUAAAGAGGAGCCCACCACUGAGUCAAUAGAGAAAGAGAGCAAAAGUGAGACGAUCGGCACCACAGAGCCAUUCAGGUUGAUCCAACGUGAUCAUCUCGAUGAGAAAGUGAAAACAAAAGGAAAGGAAUAUCAAAUCUCUCCAGGAACUACUGCAAGCAAAGAAGAAGAAACUGAAGAGAAGGAUACAUCAAUCAUCACCAAGAAGUUCAAUUCUCAUGAACUUGUUAAAUCACAAUCUGGGAUAACUGAAGAGACUUCAGAAUCUACCAGGGGUCUAGAAAGUUCUGAUGAAAAAGGUGAACAAAAUAACCUAGAAGAAUUUCAGAAAGCAAUAAUAGCUUUCCUGAAAGAGAAAAUUGAUAACACAGAAAAGCCUUUGGAUGAAAAGACUGUGCCAGAAAAGGAGUUAUUACUUAACAAAGCAGAAGUAGAAAAAUUAGAAAUCAUAAAGGCAAAAAUGGAGGAAUAUUUCCAAAAUGUGGCUGAAACUGUGAUAAAAAUCUUGAGAAAACACAAAGAUAUAAAAUAUGCAGAACAAGUUGGAGAGGAACCUAUGAAACAAAAACUCUCAUAUAUGCCAGGAUUGCAUAUUCAGAAGCCAAUUCAUGUAAAUUCUAAAAUUAGCACUUUACUCUCAUCUGAGAGCAUGGACCCAAUAGUUCACAAUUUAAUACAAAUGAUCUUGACUGAAAUAGAAAGUGAAAGAGAUGCUUCAGUAGUCUCGAUAGCAGAGACACACCAUGAGAAAAAGGAAAAACAAAGACGGGAGGAAUAUCUGCAAGAGGGUCAAGAAAAAAUUUUUGAUAUAAAUCUUAAAGACCAGUUGGGUAAAAAAAGGAAUCUCUGGAAGAAGAGCUAUAAGAUGAUAAAAAAGAAUUUGAAGAAGGAAAAGGAAUGGCUCCAGAUGAAGGAAGGAAAGAAAAAGCAACAGAAGUAUCAGUGGCAGGAGGAAGAGAUGUGGGAGGAACAGCAAAAACAUAGGAUAGAAAAGCACAGUGAGCAAGAUGAGAAGCAAAAGCAAAUGGAAGAAGAGGAAGAAGAGCAGCAGAAGCAAAAGCAACAGCAGCUGAAAGCAUGGGAGCAAACAGUGAAAAAGCAAGGGGUGCUCUUGGAAAAGAAGGGACAGCAGAUGGGACAGGUUCAGAAGGAAGUGAAACAUCUGGAGCUGGAAAGCAGGUGGGAGAAGGAGGAGGAAAAGCAGAAGCGGAGGAGAAAGGCAGAGGACCAUGAAAGGCAGUGGCAGAAAAAAGGAAAGGAUCAGAUGAAGAUUAAGAAGGAAAACUCUGAAGAACUAAAAGAGAUUUUCGGCCUCAUUUCAGUGCCAUUGUCUCUCAGGAAGAACACAUGGAACGAUGCAUCCCAGCUACACAAAACACAAAACUUCCAUGGGGAUCUUAAGACAUUAGAGAGUCUUGCUGAUGAAGAGCACCCCAUGCCAAUCACUUCUCCCACCUUCACACAGUCUUCCUCACCUGGGCCCUUUCCUAUUUCUGGACAGUCCCCUACAAAGUCCAUUGCUGAUUUUCAUGAAGAGGCCCAGGCACUGGGAAUCACUGUCACCCCUGAGCAGGCCCAGGCACAAGAGAUCACUGUCACCCCUGAGCAGGCCCAAGCACUUGGGAUCACUGUCACCCCCGAGCAGGCCCAGGCACUGGGAAUCACUUUUACCCCUGAGCAGGCCCACACACAAGGGAUCACUGUCACCCCUAAGCAGGCCCAGGCCCAGGGGGUCAUUCUCACCCCUGAGCAGGUCCAGGCACUGGGCAUCACUUUCAUCCCUCAACAGGCCCAGGCACAAGGGAUCACUCUUACCCCUCAGCAGGCCCAGGCAUUUGGGAUCAUUGUCACCCCUGAGCAGGCCCAGGCUCUUGGGAUCACUGUCACCCCUAAGCAGGCCCAGGCACAAGGGAUGAAUGUCAUCCCUGAGCAGGCCCAAGCACUAGGCAUCACUUUCAUCCCUCAGCAGGCCCAGGCACAAGGGAUCACUCUUACCCCUGAGCAGGCCCAGGCACUUGGGAUCACUGUCACCCCUGAGCAGGCCAAGGCACAAGGGGUCACUCUUACCCCUGAGGAGUCCCAGGCACUUGGGGUCAUUGUCACCCGUGAGCAGGCGCAGGCACAGAGCAUCACUCUCACCCCUCAGCAGGCCCUGGCCCAGGGGAUCACUCUCACCCCUAAAGAGACCCAGACACUGGGGACCACUGUCACCCAUGAGCAGGCCACAGCACUAGGGAUCACUGUCACGCCUAAGCAGGCCCAGGUACUUGGGGUCACUGUCACCCCUCAGCCGGCCAAGGCACUUGGGGUUACUGUCACCCCUAAGCAGGCACAGGCACAAGGGAUCACCGUUACCCCUAAGCAGGCACAGGCAGAAGAGAUCAUCAUCACCCCUGAACAGGCCAAGACACAGGGGAUCACUGUCACCCCUAAGCAGGCACAGGCACAAGGGAUCACCAUCACCCCUAAGCAGGAACAGGGACAAGGGAUCACCGUCACCCCUAAGCAGGCACAGGGACAAGGGAUCACCGUCACCCCUAAGCAGGCACAGGCACAAGGGGUCACCAUCACUCCUGAGCAGGCCAAGACACAGGGGAUCACUUUCACCCCUAAGCAAGCACAAGGGAUCACCAUCACCCAUGAGCAGGCACAGGGGAUCACGAUCACCCCUAAGCAGGCACAAACACAAGGGAUCACAGUCACCCCUGAGCAGGCACAGUCACAAGGAAUCACUGUCACCCCUGAGCAGGCACAGUCACAAGGAAUCACUGUCACCCCUGAGCAGGCACAGUCACAAGGAAUCACUGUCACCCCUGAGCAGGCACAGGCACUUGGGAUCACAGUGACCCCUCAUCAGGCCCAGGUAUUUGGGAUCACGGUCACCCAUGAGCAGGCCCAGGCACUUGGGGUCACUGUCAUUCCUGAGCAGGCACAGGCACUUAGGGUCUCUGUCACCCCUGAGCAGGCCCAGGCACAAGGGUUCACUGUCACUCCUCAGCAGGCCAAGGCCCAGACAAUGAUUCUCACCCCUCAGCAGGCCCAUGCAUUUGGGGUCACAGUUACCCCUGAACAGGCACAGGUGCUAGGGAUCACUGCGACCCCUCAGCAGGCCCAAGCAUUUGGGAUCACUGUUACUCCUGAGCAGUCCCAGGCACUUGGGGUCACUGUCACCCCUGAGCAAGCGCAGGCGCAAGGCAUCACUGUCACCCCUGAACAGGCCCAGGCUCUGGGGAUCACUCUUACCCCUCAGCAAUUACAGGCACAGGGCAUCACUCUUACCACUGAACAGAACCAAGCACUGGGAGUCCCUAUUGCCCCGCAAAAUGCCUGGAUGUCAGCUGUCACACUUACUCCUGAACAGACCCAGGCUUUGGGGACCCCUCUCACCUCAGAUAGAGUGCAUGCCUUAGGACCUCCCAUUACCUCUGACCAAGUCCAACCUUUGGGAGCCCCCUUUACCCCAGGACAGGCCCAGCCCGUGGGUAUUACUCACAUACCACCUCAAGAAUCAAAGGCUUCUCUUCCCUCUGGGCAACCCAUGACAUCAAGAACUAGGCGACCCCUGGCAUCAUCUGUUUGUACUGCUGAGAAGUCCUCAAUGUUUGAGGUCUCUUCUACUCCUUUGCAGAUAUCAAGGUCUCCUGUUACCCAAGCCCUCUUUGUCCCUAGGAAAUCCCUAGGAACGGAGACGACUCCUUACCCUAGGAAGGUCGCAGCACCACAGACUUUUCCUUCCUCUAGACAGACCCUGGUUUCUAAGAGUCAAUCCACCUCUGUGCAGUUGCUAGCACCAGAGGUCCCACCCACCGUGACUGGGAAGCUUCCUAUAUCUGGGGCUCCUCCCACUCCAGGACAGCCCCUUAUAGCUGAAGUCCCACCCACCACCUCACAGAUCCCCACUCUCUUGGAUCCUCUCUUUCCUGGGAAGCCCUUGGCUCCUGGGACCUCUUUCAUCCCUGGGAAACUCAUGGAAUCUGGACCCUUAAUCUCCUCUGAGCAGCCCCAGGCAUUUCAGCCCCCUGCUACCUGUGAGCAAUCUCCCUAUCUACAAACCCCUUCUACCCUUGGGCAGCGUCUGACACCAUGGACUCUUCCCGGGCAAGCUUCCCCACUACAGACCUCUCCCACCCCUGGGCAUCCCUCAACACUAUGGGCCCCCUCAACUCCUGGACAGCCCCAGAAAGAUUUGCCCUCUUCUGUUUCUAAGAGAAGACUGGCAACUGUUUCUUCUCUGAAAUCUCAAUCAACAUUGGUCCAUCCCAGUGCUCCAAAUUUCAAGGUACCUCAAGCCCCUUUUACCACUAAGAAGAUCCAAAUAUCAGAGGUCUCUGACACUUCUGAAGAAACCCAGUUACUCAAUGAUCCUUUUGCCAUGGAACAAUUUAGAACAUUUCAGUCCUAUCUCACCAAUGAUAGGACACCAGUAUCAGAAACCCCUUACAUUGAUGAAGGGGCUCUUCCUACUCUUAUGAAGCCUAUGACAUCGCUGCCUGCUCUUACUACUCCACUACCCAAAACAUCACAGAUCUCAUCUUCUGAAUGGGACCAGAAAUUCCGAUUCCCCCCUAUAAACAAGCCCUGCAUACUGACUUCAGUUCCAGGUACCAAGAAACCCAAGAUGAUGGUACCCCCUUCCUCUCCCCAAGAGCUCAAAGAGCAGAGGUAUUUUGUUGAUGUGGGCGCUCAGAGGAAGAACCUGAUACUCUUACAUCAGGCCACAGAAACUUCUGGACUUCCUUCAGAACUACAGACAACAGCUAGGAAUCUCAUAAUUGAGACCCUUUAUACGGACACAUUUCGGCUGGGAUACCUGUUCCGCAAGUACAUUGCCUAUAGGCUGAUCCAGCGUGCAAGAAACAACAUCAACAAACGAUUACAAGCCAUCCAAAACAGUGGGAAAGGUUAUGAGAUGCAGAACCUCUAUAUAAUGCUGAGCAGAAUUGAUGACUACCAGAAAAAGAUGAUGGCAGUCUGGAUCAAGAAGCAGAAGUCUCUAGAGCAGAAACGGAAUCAGUGCCUGAGGAAAAUGAUGUACUUAUUUAGCCAGAUCCAAGAGAUGCAUAAAUUGAAUCUUAGUCAACCUAUCCCUUUGAUCAUCAACAAAAACCAGAUACCUGCCCCUACCAAAUUUGUUCAACAGCCAUUCCUGGAGCUACUAGAAAAGGACAGAAGAUCUGACAUAUUCAAGAAAUUUAGACAAGAAGACCACAUGGAAGCCCUCUGGAACGCUGAUCAGUCCACUUCAAGCUACCCAAUAACAGAGAAGACGUCAAUAAAUUCACUCUGGGCCCAGCUGGGUGGGUACCCAGCUAUUCCUAUGCUGCUCCAGUUAGAUGUUCAGUCUACCUUCAGAAAAUCUCUUGCAUCCGUUCAAUCACAGCUUAAGAAGAUUCCCAAGUGA